Molecule: messenger RNA, 1245 nt
Organism: Melanotaenia boesemani (Boeseman's rainbowfish)
Lineage: Eukaryota; Metazoa; Chordata; Actinopteri; Atheriniformes; Melanotaeniidae
Product: zinc finger BED domain-containing protein 4-like
Exons: 2
Coding region: 29-859 (276 amino acids)
Molecular function (GO): protein dimerization activity
Source: RefSeq, a predicted model, not a curated record
GCAAACCAGCUGGAAUAGCACGUUCUAUAUGUUGCAGUCUCUCAUGGAGCAGAAGAGGGCUCUGGGAAUAUACGGGUCUGAACACCAGCUUCCCGACAAUCUCACCGCUCACCAGUGGGCGCUUUUGGAAAAGACUGUUUCUGUCCUGGCUCCAUUUGAGGAGUUGACGCGAAAAGUGAGUUCCUCAGAUUCAUUGGCAUCGGAUACCAUUCCUGCUGUGACUGUGCUUCUCAGACUCUUAAACAGAGAAACGGACGAGGAUCAUGGCAUCAAAACAAUGAAGGCCACCUUAGCUGCAGCUGUCAAGAGGCGCUUCAUUGACACAGAGAAAAACCCACUCUACUGCAUCUCUACUCUACUUGAUCCAAGAUACAAAGAUCGUUUUUUCUCAGACAUCAGUGGUGCUGCAGGGGCCAAGGAAAUGCUGAAGCUGGAGCUGCAGAGGAUGUCGAAAAGAGAGGCAGAGGAAGAACAUGGCGAGCCACCUCCCAGGAAGCCUCGCAAGGCACAACCCAGCAGCAGUCUGGACAGUGUGUUUGAAGAAAUAGCAGAUGAGCAAGAGUCAACAUCAGUGUGCUGUGCACCGGUGGGUGCUGCUAUUCAGUUGGAGACCUACCUUGGAGAAACCACAACUGCACGUGAAGAAAAUCCGCUACAGUACUGGGGGGUUAAUAAAGUGCGGUUCCCCGCUUUGGCUCAAGUAUCACAGAGAUACCUCUCAGCACCAUGCAGCAGUGUGGAAAGUGAGAGGCUUUUUAGCUCAGUGUCUCACAUUGUAGAUGAAAACCGGAAUAGGUUAACAGCUGACAAUACAGAAAAGCUACUUUUCAUUAAAAAAAAUCUGCCUCUCACUUUUUAAAAAGUGGCUUAGUCCUCACAGGCAAUAGUUACAGAAAAUGUCAUUUCAGUUGUUCUGCCACAGUUUUAUGUUGGUAUCGUUACAUUUAAGAGCUUCAGUAUGGUUGAGUUGAGUGAAAGGUUUGGCAACGCUGUUUUAAAACCUUGAAUUUUAAAAUGUGCCAGUUUUGUUACACUGAAAGCUAGAUCUUUGUUAUAUAAUGCACACAGUUGUAUUUGGGUAAAAUGUACCAAAAGAAAAUAAAAAAUGUUUCAUUCUUAGAUCUGUAAUGUCACUUAUUAGUAACUUGCCAGUACUCAGCAUUGGCAAGUUAACUUAAUAAAAAAGGAUGUCGUUUACUACAACCUAAUGAAACCUUACACAUUUAUAACGGCAAUAAUGACCAU